GAAAGGAAGACGUGCUUCCGGUUGAAACCGGAAGAGGCGCCAAAAUCGAAAAGUUUUUCCUGUCAGGAGUCAAGAAAAUGGACCCGACAGCACGGUUCUUCACCAAGCUGAAGAAGCUGGCGGUGACUCUGGAGUCAGAAACUGCGAAGCUACAACAGGUCUUUGAAAACCGCAACAAGGACGGUGACAGUGAGACCACAGCGAAAGCUAUGCGAGCAUAUCACGAGCUGAACUGUGAUGUCGGCACCCUGAAGGGGCAGAUCCAGGGUCAGCUUGCUCAGCAGAAAGCGCAGAAGAACGAGGUGAGCAGCUUCAUUAACGCCUGUCGAGUGAUGGAGCAGAGGGUCAGUAAGGACAUCCAGUCACUGAGGGCACACUGGGAAAAAUAUGGUUACAAAGCUCCCUGUGACACCCAGAGACCAACCAAGAGCAAAGAUCCAGAGUCAGAGGCUGAACAUGACGCAGCAAGUAAGAAUGAAACUAUGUCAGCAGAGGGAGAAGAGGGAAGCGUGGAGGAGGCAGAAGGUAAUCACUCCCCAUCGCCUCCAAAAGUGGGGCCGCCGCCCUUCACUGACAUGCUGCGAACACCCCAGCUCUCUGACUUCGGCCUCUCUGAGAUGCAGCUGAAGAGAACUCUGGCUGGGGCGGAGUGGUGCUCUGAGGUGCCCCCUAUGCCCGAGAUGAACCUCCCUCAUCCCACACUCAACACGCCUGCACCACCACCCAUGCCUUUAACCCCCAAAUGUGCCCUGCGGAUGGAUGACGAUGAGUUACAGACACCUCAGAUGCAUGACUUUGGCAUUUCAGAGCACACCAUGUGUCUGAACAACGACUUCACAAUGGAUCUGUUCCGGAAGAACACUGAGAAGCCCCAGAGACCGUCACAAGACGUACCUGUACCACCAGUUAACUCUGUGAUGGAGAGUUUGCAGACAAAAGCACAGACCUUGGAGUCCCCAGAACCACCUGUAUUUUGCACACCAGGGUUUAAGAUCAGAAAGACCAACGGUCACUGCUCCCCACCUGCCCAAGGCAAUGGUGACCCAGAGUCCCCCGGUCACCCUGGAAACCUGCCUACCACACCUGAGGUCCCAGCGUUUCAAACCCCAUACGUGAACCGACUGGUCAGCACCAAAAAGAGUGCUGGGCAGCCCGAGCCUGUCAACAUGCAGGCUGAUGAUGACAACCACACCUUUGAGCUUCCAACACCUCGUAACGGAGCGACUGGCUCCAAACGCACCUGGGAAUACGACGUGCCGGAUAUCUCCAUCAUGGGGGUGGAAGACAAGCAGAUGCCAGAGAUGCCAAACCUUGAGUCUGUUUUGGGAAACUCUUUACAAAAUAGAAGUGCCAAAAUGCUGAAGAAGGCUAACGAGCAUGAAAAGAUGACCAAGGAGCUCACUGUCAACCGACUGGAGCUGGACGGACCCACCCAGGAGUUCAGCUUUGGGACACCUCGCAUCAGGAUGUACGACCAAGAGCCCAGCACCCCGGAGAUGCCAGACCUCAGCUCCAUUACACAGGACAUCUGUAAACUUGUGUCUCAGGCUCAGCUGAAGAAGACGGCCAUGGCUGUCGUGCACCCAAACGUCAGGCCAGAAAAUGUUAAAAGCAGAGCUGUGAGUCUGUCUGUGGUGUCAGAGAGCGAGUUCAGGAGUUUACCCAGCUACCUGAGGCAGAUGACUCUACAGAGCCUCAACCAGGCGGUCAACAGCAUCAACAAAUUCUUGGCAGAGAGUCCAGGAGAACAGACAGAGUUUCAGAUGGAGGAGCUGAGGAGGAUUUGCGGCGUGGGAACCAAGACGCCCGUAUACAUCCUCUGUCUGACCGAGCUCAAGAGGCUGACGCACACGGGAGGAGCCAGGAACACCUCGGUGUACAAGUUAAACACACACAACUGAAGGGCUGCGGGGAUAUAUUACACUUUGUCCCGUCUAGAUUUCUGCAUCUCCACAAGUCUGGGAUUUAAACCUGUAACCUACUUUGCUUCCUGUUUUGUUUAUAACACGCUGUAGGUGUCUUCAUGUGCACAUUUUGCUCUGGAUAUGAGACGCCUGCUGUGUUUCACUGCAGGUCCACCUGUUGAAAUGCAGUAGUGUUUGUUUAUAGGAUUUUGUCGCCCUCACGUGGACGGAUACGAGAACUGCAUGCAGUUAGGAAAUGUUUUAGUCUGCUGCUUUUUCUGUCUUCUUCGCUGUUUAUGUUACAUCAUUUCUUUUUCACUUUGUCCCUGUUCUCGUGCUCAAAUCCACCCCCUUUUGUCUCUCCUGCCUGUUGUCUUUUUCUUAAUGAGGAAACCGACCUCAUCCCAACUCACAAGAAACUGCUUGUACGUCCAUCUUUAAUUGGCAGAGAUGCUGGACUCUUAUGCUUCUGUCAAUAUACACUUUAACUACACUAGAGAAAGCAGGCUUGGUGACUUUUGUGUCUAGAUUGUAAAUAGUUUUGAUGCAUGGGUAGGCAAUAAUUUGCACUUCUGUGGUUUUGUCUUGGAUAGAAACUCUGUAUAUAAUAAAGUUACUGCACAUGAUAAGGAAGUGAGCUCCCUAAAGACUAUUAAUGAAGCAGCAUAUAAGAAAGAGCGUAUUUCAGUUUUUAAAGGGAAGUUCUGUGAUUUACAAUAUGCCAAGUACCCCUCUGUGGUCCCAGUUGAUGUUCAAUGACAGGGCUCGAAAUUUGAGCAGUGCAUGUGAUUCUCCGCUCUACAUGCACCAGUGCAUGCUGCAAGUUUAUGUAGCCUUACCCAGCAACUCACUGCACAGGACACACCUCCUCAUA
Epinephelus fuscoguttatus (brown-marbled grouper) is the source of this 2778-nucleotide messenger RNA. It is a transcript of the gene ska3, whose product is annotated as spindle and kinetochore associated complex subunit 3. The transcript has 12 exons. The record is from RefSeq and is a predicted model, not a curated record. Gene Ontology annotation, biological process: chromosome segregation; mitotic cell cycle. Gene Ontology annotation, cellular component: outer kinetochore; spindle microtubule. NCBI's taxonomy places the organism in Eukaryota, Metazoa, Chordata, Actinopteri, Perciformes, Serranidae. The coding region runs from base 78 to 1901 and encodes 607 amino acids.